UUGUGUGCUUGUUGUAGUUUGUAGUGUUGUGUAAGCAUGAUGCGUCCUGGUCUCUGCUCGGCGUGCUGAUCUGAUCUGUGAAGGUGGUGUUGUUUAGUUUAUAGUGUUGUGAGCGCUCUACAAUGUUGCUACAGCGGGCCCAUGUCAUUAAUAUAAUGAAACUGGCAGAUCCUGUCAUUGUAGACGCACUGCCCGUGAUAUAGCCCUCUCAGGACUGUCUCCUUGUGCAUUAGUGCACAGGCAGCGCAGUGCUGCAGGUGCGGAGCGCUCAAUUGAACAGCGAGUUUCUCGUGUAUUUUGGCAGAUGUUACUGUCAGCAGCGGGGUUUCACUGCCACUAAACCACCUGAUUUAAUUCAUUGCUGCCAGCAGCUGCACGCGGAACAAAUCCUAAUGUCGUUAACACAACUUCUCCAUUUCCCUCUCUCUAAAACUUAAGGUGGAGUUGGAAGGUGCCACAGGCAGCCCUCUAGGUGACGCAAUGCCGCCCAAAUUCAAACGCCAUCUGAACGACAGUGAGGUCACAGGCUCUGUGAAGAGCGAGAGGAGAAACCUGUUGGAGGAUGACUCUGAUGAAGAAGAGGACUUCUUCCUGAGAGGGCCUUCAGGACCCACAUUUGGACGGAAAAAUGAGAAGAUUAAGCAAGUGCAGACCCAGGUGGAUGAGGUGAUUGAUGUCAUGCAAGAGAACAUCACCAAGGUGAUCGAGAGGGGAGAACGGCUGGACGACCUGCAGGACAAGUCUGAAAGCCUGUCAGAUAACGCCUCGGCAUUCAGCAGCCGAGCCAAGCAGCUGCGCAGGAGGAUGUGGUGGAGAGAGUGCAAAAUGAAGGCAAUCGUAGCGCUGGUGGUGGUGGCCAUCCUGCUGAUCAUCGUGGUUCCUCUGAUCCUGCGGUACCGUUAGUGCCAGGCUAGGAGGAGCCAGCAGGGGGCGCUGUGGCGGAGGACUCGUGGCUUCCCCUCUCCCCUCUCCCCUCUCCCCUGUAUAUUCAGCUCCAGUGCAGAACCAGGAAGAGACACUGCUGGGAAUCAAAUGAGAGAUUUGCACCAAUCAGGCAGGGAGAGCCAAGGACCUCAGCACUGUCCCUUUCCCAGUGACUCAACAAUGGAAGAACGGACCAAUCACAGUGUGCGGACCUCAGUGACUCAACAAUGGAAUAAUCACUCAGCAUCCACCAAUCAGAGCCCUCCUUCCCAGCCCUCUGCCAAUGAGCCUGCAGCCUCUACACCUCCCACCUCUACCAGUGGGGGGCACUGUGGAGCCGGCGCUGAAGACGCAGUGGGGGUGCAAGAACACUGCUGGGGUUCAAUAUGGAUAACAAGGUCAAGUGUACAUACCCCAUAUCUGUGUAUAAAAAACAAAUCAUCUGGAACUGAUGUUUACAAUUUUACAGUCAUGUGAUAUCUUACACUUUCUGUCCAAUUGUUUUGUUUUGAGGAGACAAUUCAAACAAAAAAUAAAUUUAAAAAUAAUAAUAAAUCCUGAAUGUGUGACUGUGCCAGGGGGAGUUUAAAAAAACAAAGCAAACCAGACACUACUGUAAGAGUGAAGCUCAUCUCUACCAGACAGUACUGUGAGAGUGAAGCUCAUCUCUACCAGACACUACUGUGAGAGUGAAGCUCAUCUCUACCAGACACUACUGUGAGAGUGAAGCUCAUCUCUACCACACAGUACUGUAAGAGUGAAGCUCAUCUCUACCAGACAGUACUGUGAGAGUGAAGCUCAUCUCUACCAGACAGUACUGUAAGAGUGAAGCUCAUCUCUACCAGACAGUACUGUGAGAGUGAAGCUCAUCUCUACCAGACAGUACUGUAAGAGUGAAGCUCAUCUCUACCAGACAGUACUGUGAGAGUGAAGCUCAUCUCUACCAGACAGUACUGUAAGAGUGAAGCUCAUCUCUACCACACAGUACUGUGAGAGUGAAGCUCAUCUCUACCAGACAGUACUGUGAGAGUGAAGCCCAUCUCUACCAGACAGUACUGUGAGAGUGAAGCUCAUCUCUACCAGACAGUACUGUAAGAGUGAAGCUCAUCUCUACCAGACACUACUGUAAGAGUGAAGCUCAUCUCUACCAGACAGUACUGUGAGAGUGAAGCUCAUCUCUACCACACAGUACUGUGAGAGUGAAGCUCAUCUCUACCACACAGUACUGUGAGAGUGAAGCUCAUCUCUACCAGACAGUACUGUGAGAGUGAAGCUCAUCUCUACCAGACACUACUGUAAGAGUGAAGCUCAUCUCUACCAGACACUACUGUGAGAGUGAAGCUCAUCUCUACCAGACAGUACUGUGAGAGUGAAGCUCAUCUCUACCAGACAGUACUGUGAGAGUGAAGCUCAUCUCUACCAGACAGUACUGAGAGUGAAGCUCAUCUCUACCAGACACUACUGUGAGUGAAGCUCAUCUCUACCAGACAGUACUGUAAGAGUGAAGCUCAUCUCUACCAGACAGUACUGUGAGAGUGAAGCUCAUCUCUACCAGACAGUACUGUAAGAGUGAAGCUCAUCUCUACCACACAGUAUUGUAAGAGUGAAGCUCAUCUCUACCAGACAGUACUGUAAGAGUGAAGCUCAUCUCUACCAGACAGUACUGUGAGAGUGAAGCCCAUCUCUACCAGACAGUACUGUAAGAGUGAAGCUCAUCUCUACCAGACAGUACUGUGAGAGUGAAGCUCAUCUCUACCAGACAGUACUGUAAGAGUGAAGCUCAUCUCUACCAGACAGUACUGUAAGAGUGAAGCUCAUCUCUACCAGACAGUACUGUGAGAGUGAAGCUCAUCUCUACCACACAGUACUGUAAGAGUGAAGCUCAUCUCUACCAGACACUACUGUAAGAGUGAAGCUCAUCUCUACCACACAGUACUGUAAGAGUGAAGCUCAUCUCUACCAGACAGUACUGUAAGAGUGAAGCCCAUCUCUACCAGACAGUACUGUGAGAGUGAAGCUCAUCUCUACCAGACAGUACUGUAAGAAUGAAGCUCAUCUCUACCACACAGUACUGUAAGAGUGAAGCUCAUCUCUACCAGACAGUACUGUGAGAGUGAAGCUCAUCUCUACCACACAGUACUGUAAGAGUGAAGCUCAUCUCUACCAGACACUACUGUAAGAGUGAAGCUCAUCUCUACCACACAGUACUGUAAGAGUGAAGCUCAUCUCUACCAGACAGUACUGUGAGAGUGAAGCUCAUCUCUACCAGACAGUACUGUAAGAGUGAAGCUCAUCUCUACCAGACAGCACUGUAAGAGUGAAGCUCAUCUCUACCAGACACUACUGUGAGAGUGAAGCUCAUCUCUACCAGACAGUACUGUAAGAAUGAAGCUCAUCUCUACCAGACACUACUGUGAGAGUGAAGCUCAUCUCUACCAGACAGUACUGUAAGAGUGAAGCUCAUCUCUACCAGACAGUACUGUGAGAGUGAAGCCCAUCUCUACCAGACACUACUGUAAGAGUGAAGCUCAUCUCUACCAGACAGUACUGUAAGAGUGAAGCUCAUCUCUACCAGACAGUACUGUGAGAGUGAAGCUCAUCUCUACCAGACAGUAGUGUAAGAGUGAAGCUCAUCUCUACCAGACAGUACUGUAAGAGUGAAGCUCAUCUCUACCAGACAGUACUGUGAGAGUGAAGCUCAUCUCUACCAGACACUACUGUAAGAGUGAAGCUCAUCUCUACCACACAGUACUGUAAGAGUGAAGCUCAUCUCUACCAGACACUACUGUAAGAGUGAAGCUCAUCAGUACCACAGUACUGUGAGAGUGAAGCUCAUCUCUACCACAGUACUGUAAGAGUGAAGCUCAUCUCUACCAGACACUACUGUAACAGUGAAGCUCAUCUCUACCAGACAGUACUGUAAGAGUGAAGCUCAUCUCUACCAGACAGUACUGUAAGAGUGAAGCUCAUCUCUACCAGACACUACUGUAAGAGUGAAGCUCAUCUCUACCAGACAGUACUGUAAGAGUGAAGCUCAUCUCUACCACAGUACUGUGAGAGUGAAGCUCAUCUCUACCACAGUACUGUAAGAGUGAAGCUCAUCUCUACCAGACAGUACUGUAAGAGUGAAGCUCAUCUCUACCAGACAGUACUGUAAGAGUGAAGCUCAUCUCUACCAGACAGUACUGUGAGAGUGAAGCCCAUCUCUACCAGACAGUACUGUAAGAGUGAAGCCCAUCUCUACCAGACAGUACUGUAAGAGUGAAGCUCAUCUCUAACAGACAGUACUGUGAGAGUGAAGCUCAUCUCUAACAGACAGUACUGCGAGAGUGAAGCUCAUCUCUACCAGACAGUACUGCAAGAGUGAAGCUCAUCUCUACCAGACAGUACUGUAAGAGUGAAGCUCAUCUCUACCACAGUACUGUGAGAGUGAAGCUCAUCUCUACCACAGUACUGUAAGAGUGAAGCUCAUCUCUACCAGACAGUACUGUAACAGUGAAGCCCAUCUCUACCACACAGUACUGUAAGAGUGAAGCCCAUGCUCUUGUUCUUCUUCCCCAGAGCAGUCCCAGUCCUCUGAACACAGCACAUCACUUUCACUGUGCUUUACUCCACUAAUGUUGUGUUUUAUGCUAUACCCCCCCAUCUACAGUAAAAUAGAAGACUUUUACAAAUUGCUGUGCACAGGGCCUGCCAGUGAAUUAACCACCUUAUUAAGUUCUGGAGGAGUGCUGUGGUAUAGUUGGCGAGUCCAGCAGCUGUCAUUGUUCAUGUCGCAUCUGAAGGCACAGCACUCUGAAUGAAGGCUAGCACUGGAGCCCCCCCAGUCUGCAGAAUCUCGCAUCAUCACCAUUGUGUUUAGGUAGAUUAUAUAAAGUAUGUGUCUAUGCUGUUGAAAGUAUUCAGGCAUCGCUCGGUAAUGAGAAAGGGUUUGAUCUGUUUUUUGGUGGUUUGUUUUUCUUUAAAUAAAGUCAUUUCAAUGUGACCCGUUAUCCCCUC
Acipenser ruthenus (sterlet) is the source of this 4923-nucleotide messenger RNA. RefSeq names its product vesicle-associated membrane protein 4. The record is from RefSeq and is a predicted model, not a curated record. The transcript is spliced from 8 exons. Gene Ontology annotation, cellular component: membrane. Lineage: Eukaryota; Metazoa; Chordata; Actinopteri; Acipenseriformes; Acipenseridae. Gene Ontology annotation, biological process: vesicle-mediated transport; Golgi ribbon formation. The coding region runs from base 481 to 903 and encodes 140 amino acids.